Molecule: messenger RNA, 3445 nt
Organism: Melanaphis sacchari
Lineage: Eukaryota; Metazoa; Arthropoda; Insecta; Hemiptera; Aphididae
Product: GPI inositol-deacylase
Exons: 15
Coding region: 215-3094 (959 amino acids)
Biological process (GO): GPI anchor metabolic process; endoplasmic reticulum to Golgi vesicle-mediated transport
Cellular component (GO): endoplasmic reticulum
Molecular function (GO): phosphatidylinositol deacylase activity
Source: RefSeq, a predicted model, not a curated record
AACGCAUAGGCAGUACGUACAAAAUGUACAAUGCCCGUCAAAUACCUAUUAUAUAAAUUAAUAAAAUUAUUCAAUUUAAACAAAUUAAGGUCAACACCAUUCGUUUGAAAUAUUAUUUAUUACCAACUGUUAUAGUUUAUAAUGUAGUUUCUAUGUGUUUGAAACACAUUAAAUAGCUGUAGAACAAAACACGCACAUCACAAACGGUUUCGGAAUGAUAGACGUUUGGAAAUACAUCGUUAAGAUGAAGAUCCCUAGCCCGGUGAGCUACGUGAGUGCCAUACUUUUGAUAAUUUUCACGGCCGGCGUCUACAAGCAAUUAACACUGACUCAAAAGACGGCCAACAAUUGUGAGAUGACGUUCAUGUUCGAAUAUCCACAUUUUGUCGAAAUCUCCGUGCCCAUGAACAGAGGCAAGUAUAAUUUGUAUGCUUACACCGAAGGCCAAACGAUGGAGAAAAUAAAAUCUAUGAAGUUUUACGGUACACCGGUCAUUUUUAUACCCGGACACAGUGGAUCGUACAGACAAGUUCGGUCUAUUGCUUCGGUUAACAUUAGAAAGAUGUACCAUAUUCAAUCAAAUAUAAAAUUUGAUUUUUUUACUGUUGACCUGAAUGAAGAAUAUUCUGCUGUCUUUGGAGGUGUUCUAUUACAGCAAACUGCAUUUGUUUCUCAAUGUAUUGAUACAAUCAUAAAAACAUAUGAAUAUGACUACAAACCUACGUCAAUUAUACUUAUUGGACAUUCUAUGGGUGGUAUUAUAGCCAAAGGUCUGUUUAUUGACCCUUUGUUUGAUACCAAUCUCGUAGAGCUUAUCAUUACUUUGGCGACUCCCCAUAGACCUUUGUUUUUAGCCGAUCACUAUAUGGAUAGCUAUUACGACCGAGUGGAAAAAAUUUGGGGAAAUGGAUUAGACAAACCAAGAUCUUCAUUUUUGUCAAACAUUUCACUAUUAUCCAUUGGUGGUGGUCAUCGAGACUUAAUGGUUUGGCCUUGCUUGACUUAUACUCCACAUGCAGACAUAAAUGCAUUAAGUUUAGCUAUACCUGGAGUCUGGACUUCUACUGACCAUCAAUGUAUAUUGUGGUGUAAAUCAUUGGUAAAAUCCAUUGUAAGAGUACUAUUCGACUCCGCAGAAUCUGACUCUGAUGAUACAAUUCAUGAAUGGAGAAAAAAAGUUUCAUCUUAUCAUUUUGACAGAAGAAGUAAUGGAAAAUGGUUUCAUUCUAAUUUACAUCCUAUUUCUGUGAAAUUAAAUGAACCUAAUGUGAUUGAAUGGAAUGAAACAUAUAAGCUUCAAAGAUCAAUUUCAUUGGAAAAAGGGACGGUCAUGCCAAUUGUUAUACAUCUGCCAUUGUUUGAAAAAUCAUUUAAUUAUGAAAUGACUGCUGAAGCUGUAAAUAUUGAAUACCAUGAUUGGGUAUUUUCUUGUAAACCCGAUUAUAAUUCAAAAAAACACUGUUUAUUUGGUACAAACUGGUCUUCUAAUAGUACUAUAUCGGUUUCAAAAUAUAUGAAAAGAAGACAUAUUACUUUAAAGUUGUCUGAUGUUUAUAAAUUGGGUCAUUCAAAUUUGGUUUUUAAAAUAAAAAAUACUAAAAAACCAACAGCAUUGAAUAUUGACUUGUAUAAAGCUAGUGAUAGAAUUAAUCAAAUUUUAUGGCGAUUUUGGUACGGAGUUUUUAAUAAAUAUCUACUGUGGAAUGUUAAUGUUUUUGAGACAUUACAAUACAAAACUAUUCUGCGAAAUUGGUCAGAUAGUAUAUGUAUGCAUUGUGUGUAUAAUGUGCACAUGAUACCCACCAAAUGCUCAAAAAAAAAUCAUCAUGCUGUUUCUAAAUUUGUUGUACCGUGGACACAAGGUGUUUUGCAUGGCAUCACUAGUGACAGUUAUGUGGAACCAUUGAGAAUAUCUUUAGAAAAUAUUCCUCUGUCAAAUACAACAAAAGAUCCGUAUCUGCAGUUCAUAUUAGAUCCAAAAUGCAACUAUCGUAUUGAAUUAGAUCUAUCUAUUAUGGAUACAAUUGGAACAAUAGGAUUAAAAUAUGGCUUGACUUUUCCAUCAUACAUUGGGAUCAUAAUACUGUUAGUAUUGUCAAAUCAAUUUUCACAAUUGGCCAAUUCGACUAAAGACGAUUGCUCAAUAUAUCACAACUCCUUGCCAUCUAUGAUCAGCGUUUUUAAAACUUUAGCUAUUACAAUUUGUUUUUUGACUGUUAUGCAAAACCAGUGGCCUAACAUCAAUAAACCAAUUGGUGGCAUAGACUGGCUUGGGCAUCCAUUAAAGACAAUGAUAUUUUCAUCAUUGCUUUAUUGCAUAACCAAUUCAUUCAUGUAUUUUGCUACUAUAGCACUGUGGAUGAUGAUGUUGUUUUGGGGAAAAGCCAUAAACGAACUAUUAGUCGGGUUUAUAAUGAAAACUUUAAGAAAAAAUGCUACAAUAUCUGACUGGAUACUGUAUGGAUUUGGAAAAUUACCAAUAGCUGUUUCAAUGAUAGCCAUUUUAAUUUCUUACAAUACAUGUGGUACUGUAGGACUUGUUAUUUCAGCAUUUUUCUAUUAUUUCAUACUUUGCACAAUGGUUCAAGACUGCGUUGACCAAUUGAUUUAUUACCCAAUAAUAUAUUUUAAAGAGUAUUUUAUGAAAGGUGAAAAACCUAGUUUGAAUUUGUCACUGACAUCUAUUCAUCUGCAUUUUUCACUAUUUUUACUGUGGUUACUAAUUUGUGGUUGUCAUCUGCCGUGCAGCAUUGAAUGGGCACGAAAUUACCAUCAUAGCAAAUACUUAGAUCCAGAUCCAUCAUUGAUUUCCUCAUUGAUAUUAAAUACCUGUGCAGGUAUUAUAUGGCAGAUGGAUAUCCCCAAACGUAAUUUGAAAUUCUAUGCACAAUUAAGCAAUCUUUGUAUAGCAGCUUCAAUAAUUUUGUUUUUGUUCUGUCAAACUGCAUUAUUUCGAAUAGCUCCAAUUUUAACAUUGGUUUUUGUAGUCAUCACUCUGCACCAGUGUUUUAGUUCUUGGAUAGGAGUACAAGACCUGAUUGAUAACCAAGUAAGCGGUUCUAAUGAUAAGACACCACAAAAAAAGGUGGAGUAAAUGACUAAUUGUAAGUAAGUAUAUAAUAUAUGUACAGUUGAUUGGGAUAGACUAAUUAAGGUGUGUUGAUAUGUUAUAGCACACUUAACUGGUUCAAUGUGGGUUAAAGAGCCGAUUAAUAUCUGACAAUAUUAAACAAUGAUUUAUUACUAUUAGUUUAUCAUUGUAUGAUAUUGGUGCAUAUACCUCUCAGUUGAUUCUUUUAUUUAACAGUGAACAUAAUUUUUGUCAAUUUUUGUGUUUUAUUCAAACAAAUAACAACUAAAUAGUCAAUAAGAGCUACAUCAUGGUCUCAUUAAUUUUGAGUAUAUUGUUUAUUUAUUAUGCAUGCCUAAAAUUCAAUGUUUGGUU